CAGGAGCCAGGGAUGAGAAACCAUACGGAAAUAACCUCAUUCAUCCUCCUGGGACUGACAGAAGACCCACAACUGCAGAUACUGAUGUUUAUAUUUCUACUUCUCGCCUACUUAUUGAGUAUGACUGGAAAUAUAACCAUUGUCUUCCUCACAUUAGUGGAUUCCCAUCUCAAAACAGCCAUGUACCUGUUUCUCCAAAAUCUAUCCUUCUUAGAAAUCUUGUUCACUUCUGUCUGCAUACCAAGAUUCCUACACAGUAUAUCAACAGGUGACAGGACCAUUACAUAUGAUGCUUGCUUAAGUCAAUUGUUUUUUGCAGACAUGCUUGUAGUAACAGAAUUCUUUCUUCUUGUCAUCAUGUCCUAUGAUCGAUAUGUGGCCAUCUGCAAACCUUUGCAUUACAUGAUCAUCAUGAGCCACAGCGUCUGCAAAAGUUUUAUCCUAGGCUGCUGGGUGACUGCCUCUUUGAUGAUAUUCCCAGCCACUGUUAUGCUCUUAGAUCUGGAAUUCUGUGGUCCUAAUGCCAUUGACCACUUUUUCUGUGAUGCUAAUCCUAUUCUGAAGAUUGCAUGCUCAGAUCCAUGGAACAUAGAGCAGAUGGUUCUGGUCUGCUCUGUAGUGGUCUUUAUCACGACUCUAGUAUGUGUGGUCUUGUCCUACACAUACAUCAUCAGAACAAUUCUAAGAUUCCCUUCUCUGGAACAAAAGAGAAAGGCCUUUUCCACCUGUUCUUCCCACAUUAUUGUGGUUUCCAUUGCAUAUGGAAGCUGUAUCUUUAUCUACAUCAAACCUUCAGCAAAAGAUGAAAUGACUAUAAAUAAGAGGGUAGCAAUACUAACUACUUCCAUUUCCCCCAUGUUAAACCCAUUUAUUUAUACUCUGAGAAAUAAACAAGUCAAACAAGCCUUUAAGGACCUAGUGAAAAGAAUUAUAUUACUGCCAAGAAAUUAG
This is a messenger RNA of Echinops telfairi (small Madagascar hedgehog), 951 nucleotides long. Its product is annotated as olfactory receptor 6C2-like. The record is from RefSeq and is a predicted model, not a curated record. Gene Ontology annotation, biological process: G protein-coupled receptor signaling pathway. Gene Ontology annotation, cellular component: membrane. The transcript has a single exon. The coding region runs from base 13 to 951 and encodes 312 amino acids. Lineage: Eukaryota; Metazoa; Chordata; Mammalia; Afrosoricida; Tenrecidae. Gene Ontology annotation, molecular function: olfactory receptor activity; G protein-coupled receptor activity.